Messenger RNA from Phycomyces blakesleeanus NRRL 1555(-), 435 nucleotides. RefSeq lists its product as hypothetical. The transcript is spliced from 2 exons. Gene Ontology annotation, biological process: regulation of MAPK cascade; intracellular signal transduction; protein phosphorylation. Gene Ontology annotation, cellular component: cytoplasm. Gene Ontology annotation, molecular function: ATP binding; protein serine/threonine kinase activity. NCBI's taxonomy places the organism in Eukaryota, Fungi, Mucoromycota, Mucoromycetes, Mucorales, Phycomycetaceae. The annotation marks the transcript as partial. The record is from RefSeq and is a predicted model, not a curated record.
GAUCCAACACUCUUUUACAAAGGUCUGGAUGUAGAGCCAACCUGGUUCAGUGCACAGGGCGGUGUAUACAAAUGUAGAGAACGGAAGAAAUCAGCCGGCCGAGUUGCCAUCAAAAAAUACCUAGUUGAAGAAAACCAACAUGAAGAUAUGUUUGUGAUGCCAAAGGAACUCGUUGAGAACGAGAUCUACACAAUGACAAAAUGCGUUCAUCCCCACAUCCUCAAGCUAUAUGCCGUCUACCUUCAUCAAGAAUUUGUCUAUCUUGUCAUGCCACUUUGCACAGGAGGCUCAUUACAACAAUACGUGUUUGACCAUCAACUUACGAUCGGUCAAUUAGUGUACAUUAUUAGCUCAAUUGCUUCUGGAUUAGCGGAAAUACAUCGCCAUAACUACAUACAUCGAGAUAUCAAGUGCGACAACAUCUUUCUAGACGUC